Messenger RNA from Gongylonema pulchrum, 537 nucleotides. Lineage: Eukaryota; Metazoa; Nematoda; Chromadorea; Rhabditida; Gongylonematidae. The record is from the annotation of a GenBank genome assembly.
UUUUAUAGUUGGCGUAUUUGCAGGAGCCGUAAAGAGCUAUACGACAGUAGGCAAUAGCAAUGGCAAUAUCGAGGACGACGUUAAUUUCUAUGAGCGAGAGCUGGAGCGUUACAUGCAAGAAUCGCUUGACAGCACACAGCGAUCCAGGAAGAAUUUGGAACAGAGCGAACAGGUUGGCAUCGGCGCUGCACAGGAUCUGCUGGCACAGAGAGAGAAGUUGGAGCACACGGAGAAGAAUCUAGACGAAAUUGAUAAAACAACCAAAAUGACGCAGCGCAAUCUGAAUAGCCUCAAGUCGAUGCCACCGUCCAGAUCCGAUUCAAGCCUUCACGCCACAGUGGAUAAGCUGAGCACAGCUUCUAGUGCUAAUUCAAGCUAUAGUGGUGGCGCAGUAUCUGCAUCUGGUCCAACGUUAAGCGCAAGCUCGCGUGCUGCAAUCAAGGGAACCCGUUGGGAGACGAUGGAUAAUGAAAUUGACGCUAAUCUUGGUAAUGUCUUUUUCUCACGAGUGAUCGCUUUAGCAGACCUGCGGUAGUG